AUGCGCGCAAUUUCCAGCUCGUUGCAUCUCUGUGCGCGUCGUCCUGCUACUCUGGGGUCGCGUCUCGCCACACCAGUCACGGGCCUACUCCAAAAGCAAUGGACAAGCAACCAAUGCUGUAGUAAAAAGAAUAGCCCGAAAACACCAGCUCCCGUAUCUAUCGCGUCUACCGAGUUUUGGAGCUCGAGAGCGGUAUGGAAGAGAGCGUCUGUCAACACCACGCGAUGUCUCAUCGGCUGCACAGUCGGUGACUUUUCUGCCAUGUGGAUGCUUCAAGCCUACUACCCAGAACUGAGCAUGGGGAUUGUCAUGCCAAUAUCCAUGGCAUCUGGUAUCUCAACGUCUAUUCUUCUCGAGACAGUCAUGCUACGCGUCGGUCGCGAUGGUUUGACAUGGCUCACUGCUGUAAAAACAGCAAUCGGCAUGAGUCUAAUCUCCAUGUUGACCAUGGAAGCGGCAGAGAAUGCGGUAGACUACUAUCUGACAGGUGGGAGAGUCGCGCUUGAUGAUCCUUCAUUCUGGAUCGCGGCUCUGGUCUCUAUUGCCGCUGGGUUUCUAGCACCGCUACCCUAUAAUUACGCGAGGUUACGCAAGUAUGGAAAGGCCUGUCACUGA
This is a messenger RNA of Fusarium pseudograminearum CS3096, 615 nucleotides long. RefSeq lists its product as uncharacterized. The coding region runs from base 1 to 615 and encodes 204 amino acids. The record is from RefSeq and is a predicted model, not a curated record. The transcript has 2 exons. NCBI's taxonomy places the organism in Eukaryota, Fungi, Ascomycota, Sordariomycetes, Hypocreales, Nectriaceae.